ACAACACUCACCUUCUCCCCAGCUGGACAAAAAAACAUCUCCCAAACUCCCAACUUCAGAGUAAAAGCCUGCAAUCAAGCGGACAAUAGAUGUGGUUUGAUGUGUGGUUUCUCCCAUUCUUAAUACCGCGAUAAUCCGAGGAGGCUGCGAGGGCUUCCACUUGUUAUGAGGCGACGAUGAGCAGCGCACAAGUCAGCGGCAGCAAGUGCGCGUCGGGGCCCGUCAGCAGCUUCACCAUCCAGUCCAUCCUGGGCACGCCCGUCCAGGCGACGCGCACCGGGAGCAAGGAGAUCUCCAAGGGGCAUGCGGUGCAGGCGGCGGCGGCGGCGGCGGCGACGACGACGACCGGUGCCCCGCCGCGGAGGAGGACGCUGUCGGUGUCCUCGGAGGAAGACUGCAGCGGCGGGGAGGACUCAGCGGACUGCUUCUCCUGCUCGGAACCACCGGGACACCGGGAACACAACUUCUCAUGUUUAGGUGCGGCCAAGGGGCUCCUGUCCGCCGCCGAGGGUCUGGCCAGGAGGCAGGACUACAAGGAGGCGCAUGAGGAUCGAGGCUGCGCGUCCCCCGUGGAGCGGCGGGCGGACGACAAGCAUCUGCAGGGCGGCUCGGCCAAGAAGAAGACGCGCACCGUCUUCUCCCGCAGCCAGGUGUACCAGCUGGAGUCCACCUUCGACAUGAAGCGCUACCUGAGCAGCUCGGAGCGCGCCUGCCUGGCCUCCAGCCUGCAGCUGACCGAGACGCAGGUCAAGACCUGGUUUCAGAACCGCAGGAACAAGUGGAAGCGGCAGCUGUCCGCCGAGCUGGAGGCGGCCAACAUGGCGCACGCCUCGGCGCAGACACUCGUGGGCAUGCCGCUGGUUUUCAGGGACAGCUCCUUGCUGCGCGUCCCGGUCCCUCGCUCCAUCGCCUUCCCGACGCCCCUCUACUACCCGGGGAGCAACCUGCCGGCCCUGCCUUUGUACAACCUGUACAACAAGGUGGAGUACUGACGUGACGGACUCUUCUUAAAUAUGACGCUUCCCGAUAUGUAUUAAAUACACCAUGUGUAUUAUCAAUAAUUUUAUACUUAUUAUUAUUAUUAUUAUUUUUAGCUUUCACAUCACCUUCCUAUUUUUUUAACAAUUAAAAACCCCUCAUUCUUCCAUCUAAGGGAAACCAUUUCAUUGUUUGUACUGUAAUCUGCAGGAAUAAUAAGAACCUCAUUCAAUACAUUUUCUAUUUCAGUCCGCUUUGUGCAUUUUUAGUGACCAAAAAAGAAGCUAAUUUGACACAUAAAAAGAUAUAGCUUUAAUAACAUUUACAUAGCGUUAUGUUGCACCGUGGGAUUUUAUUUUUCUUGUCAAUAUUUGAUCUGGGGACAUUUAUUAGUGUACUGUACCUGGCAGGUUUAUUAUUAAAAAGAACAUGCAGCAAUAACGUUGUAAUGAGACACAAACAUUAUUGUCAUUGAUCAGAGUUGCUUCCCAUUUGUUUGAAUGAUUAUUUAACCCUUUCAGGGGUGUCAAAGUCAAGGCCCGCGGGCCAGAUCCGGCCCACCAAUGAAUGAUCUAUGGCCCCCCGGGAUGAUAUUUGAUUAGUAUUAGAACACCGGCCUGCACGCA
Nerophis lumbriciformis (worm pipefish) is the source of this 1604-nucleotide messenger RNA. RefSeq names its product H6 family homeobox 2 (gene hmx2). Gene Ontology annotation, cellular component: nucleus. Lineage: Eukaryota; Metazoa; Chordata; Actinopteri; Syngnathiformes; Syngnathidae. The record is from RefSeq and is a predicted model, not a curated record. Gene Ontology annotation, molecular function: DNA-binding transcription factor activity, RNA polymerase II-specific; RNA polymerase II transcription regulatory region sequence-specific DNA binding. Gene Ontology annotation, biological process: regulation of transcription by RNA polymerase II.